Messenger RNA from Peromyscus eremicus (cactus mouse), 2532 nucleotides. RefSeq names its product prostaglandin E receptor 1 (gene Ptger1). The transcript is spliced from 3 exons. The coding region runs from base 961 to 2181 and encodes 406 amino acids. Gene Ontology annotation, molecular function: prostaglandin E receptor activity. Gene Ontology annotation, biological process: inflammatory response; adenylate cyclase-activating G protein-coupled receptor signaling pathway; positive regulation of cytosolic calcium ion concentration. Gene Ontology annotation, cellular component: plasma membrane. Lineage: Eukaryota; Metazoa; Chordata; Mammalia; Rodentia; Cricetidae. The record is from RefSeq and is a predicted model, not a curated record.
UCCACCCCCACUGUGACAUCCACAAAGGCUUAAGGGCAGGCAGCAUUACCAGGUCCCAUCACACAGCCAGCUCCAAAAUCCUCAAGCCCAAUGGGGACAGCACCCCACCCCCAUGAGAGUGCGUAGACCUCCCAGCCUGCCCCAGGCGAUGCUCACAUUUUCCAGUGUUUAGAUUUUAUCCACUUUAUUAAUGAGGCAGGCAAGAGGCCCGGGUGAGGGUGUGGGGGUUUGCUUCUGCCCUGAUGAGAGGAGGGGGUCACAGACUCCAGACCAAUUCAGAGAACUUCAGUCCCUGGCGGGAAGAAGCUGGGCCCAAGUGGCCCUGACCAUUGCCAGCAGCAGAGGUUUUGCCCACUCAAGGCUCCCAGCCCUAGCGGGCAGACAUGCAUAGGGUGGAGCAGCCCCUGGAGGCCAGUGGGGUGCGGGUGGAGGCGGCACAGAGCCGAGGAGCCGCCCCAGGAAGAGGGAGCGGCCUGCCGGGAGCCAGGGAGCAGCUGGCGCAGGCAGCAGGAUCCUAGUUCCGGGCCAUGGGGACCCUGCAUCCUGAGCAGCACUGGGUAAGAAGUUGGGACUUGAGGGUCCACAGGCAGGGAAAAGGAAAGCAUUUUGAAAGAUGGGCUGUGGCCAUCCUGGGCUCACUGUGUUCAUGGCUCUCAGCCCAAGGCUGUCGGUCUAUCCCUUAGGUCUGCUUUAGCCCUCUCAACUAGAAAACGAAGAACAAGCCAGAGGCUGGUUCACAUAGGAGUAUGGGGUGGGCAUCUGAAUGAGGCAAUGUCAUACUGCUGAGAUUGCCAUGGAGACAGGUGUAAUUCUGGCAACAGACAUGGGACUCUGGGGAAAGAGGUGGGUCCUUGGAGUUCAAGAGCACCGAAGAGAUCAGAGAUGGGUCCAUGGAAGUAGGGGUCUGAGGACAGACCAUGGAGGCAAGAGGAUGCACUACAGGCCCUCUUGGCCACUGAUAUGAGCCCCUGCGGGCUUAACGCGAGCCUAGUGGACGAGGAGGCAACAACGUGUGCAACACCCAGGCUCCCCAACACAUCUGCGGUGCUACCAGUAGGCGAUUCCAGCACAUCACCAGCGCUGCCUAUCUUCUCCAUGACCCUGGGUGCAGUGUCCAACGUGCUGGCGCUGGCGCUGCUGGCACAAGCUGCAGGUCGUCAGCGGCGGCGCCACUCAGCUGCCACCUUUUUGUUGUUCGUUGCCAGCCUGCUGGCCAUCGACCUGGCAGGCCAUGUGAUCCCGGGCGCGCUGGUGCUUCGCCUGUAUGCUGCGGGACGUUCACCUGCUGGCGGGGCCUGUCAUUUCUUGGGAGGCUGCAUGGUCUUCUUCGGCCUGUGCCCACUUUUGCUUGGCUGCGGCAUGGCCGUGGAGCGCUGCGUGGGUGUCACGCAGCCGCUGCUCCACGCGGCGCGCGUGUCGGUGGCCCACGCACGCCUGGCACUGGCCACGCUGGCCGCCAUGGCUUUGGCAGUGGCGCUGCUGCCGCUAGCACAUGUGGGUCGCUACGAGCUACAGUACCCUGGCACCUGGUGUUUCAUUAGCCUUGGGCCUCCUGGAGGUUGGCGCCAGGCAUUGCUUGCCGGCCUCUUCGCCGGCCUUGGCCUGGCCGCGCUCCUUGCGGCACUCGUGUGCAAUACACUCAGCGGCCUGGCGCUCCUGCGAGCCCGCUGGAGGCGUCGCCGCUCUCGACGUCUCCGUGAGACCACAGGUCCCGAUGAUCGCCGGCGCUGGGGGUCCCGUGGACCCCGCUUGGCCUCCACCUCGUCUGCCUCUUCCAUCGCUUCAGCCUCCGCCACCCUCCGCAGCUCCCGGGGCGGCAGCUCGGCGCGUAGGGUUCGCGCACACGACGUGGAGAUGGUGGGCCAGCUCGUGGGCAUCAUGGUGGUGUCGUGCAUCUGCUGGAGCCCUCUGCUGGUGUUGGUGGUGUUGGCCGUCGGGGGCUGGAAUUCUAGCUCCCUGCAGCGGCCGCUCUUUCUGGCUGUGCGCCUCGCGUCGUGGAACCAGAUCCUGGACCCAUGGGUGUACAUCCUGCUGCGCCAGGCCGUGCUGCGCCAACUGCUUCGCCUCCUACCCCUGAGGGCCGGUGCUAAGGAUGGCCCAACCGAGCUGGGCCUAACCAAGAGUGCCUGGGAAGCCAGUUCAUUGCGUAGCUCCCGGCACAGUGGCUUCAGCCACCUCUGAACGUGCCCAGAAGCUAAGCCAAACCACUGCACAGGGUUCAAGGGUAUAGAGAGCCUCAAACACAGCGUGCCAUGGGCGAUGCGUCCUGUGGGGCGGCAGCACACACUGUGACAGCACAUUGGUGCAAGAGGCUCCACCCAGACGAGUACAAUUCUAACGUUGGCCACGCGAUGGCGCAGACACACGGGACGUUCCAAAUAUCAGAGGUGGGAUGGGUCCCCAGGUCAGCAGCUCCAAUAGCAUGAGCACAAUGCUGAGUCUUAGUUCUGAGAUUGGAGCUGCCCGUAAAGGCAGUAAGGUUUUGGAUUCACUCCCUGUCUCUGCUGCCGCCACAAUAGACUCUUGCAACCA